AUGCAGAAUAUAGAGGAAGGAUGAUCAACUUCCCGUUCAUUUUUUGAAAGUAACUUGACAAUAAUGGUGGUUACCGGUGAUUUAUACGAAAACGAUGUUAUAUUUGUUGUGGAGGGGACUGCGAAUUUACUUCUUGACUUUGAAAACCUGAAGAAAUCCUACAUUGAACCCGCAAUACAGUAAGUAUAAAAUGACUAACGGGCAACUAAUUCUUCUUGGAGCGAGAAACAAGAACCGUAUACAUAAUAAAUAUGAGACUGUGCGUCCUCUUUCUCUAAUCGAACAAACUCAGCUUGGUACAACAAGCACUCCAGUUUUACUUACGUAUGGAAAAUGAAUGGUUAAAAUGAACAAUUAUCGACAACUGUACAUACGUUAUAAAUUUAUUGUAAAGAGGAGAGUUUAUUUUCUUACAUUCUAUUUCGUUGUUACACCAAAGCUUUUUUUAAUUUGUUGUCAUUAUAAAUCCAGCGAAUGAUUUUAGAAAUAGACGAGUUUUAAGUCUUUUGUCGAGUUAGGCGAUCAUUUAUUCAUCUUGAUUGUGUGUGCCGUACCAUAGCCGUCAUUUGAUAAUGUGUAGUCUUACUAUUUUAUCGUUCAAGACCCUCGUGAUAGUUAAAAACAAUAUAUUUGGACCCAGAAUGUACACAACAGUAACGCACAAUGAUUUGCUCUUUUUCUAUUUGGUCUCAAAAAUAUCAAAACUGAACAGUAAAAAAGCUUGUGCUGAAAAUUACAUUUUAUAUUUGAGCAUCAAACUAAGGAUGUUUCUGUGUAGAUUUUUAAGCUAAAGUUUGAAACCUAGCAACCCUCUGAAAAAAGAGACCUGAGAACUGCCAAUAUUUGAUAGUGCAUUUUGAAAGAUCCUCUAGUAACUAUAAUUGUAAUGAUUUCUAUAGAUCGUUUCAGCGAAACCACAGCUAAGCUCCCCAGUAGUCUAUCACAACAUACUUUAAGGUAAAAUUUCUGCACAGCCCCAUACUAUUGUAAAAGAAAUCUGUUUUUCCAAUAGCAAUGUAUUGUUUUUGUCAUUGUUUUCUCUAUCCAUGAACUGAAUGCAUAAUGUUGUAUGGGGUUGCACGGAAAUUUUCCCUCUUUAAAGCUGAUAAUUACAUAAUUUUGCCUCUAAUUCCUUCAUCCUGUCAGUGAAAUUUGGGCAUUAAGUGAAUUAAUAUAACAUGUUAAUUUGUAAGAAAAUGACUAAUUCAAAGCCUACAGUAAUACUUAUGUGUAUAUUGUAGAGUUCAGAUCUCAUUCUAUAGAUACAUAUUUCCUUAUUAAUGAAAUUUAUGAACAGUUAAUAACAAUGAUAUCAUAUUCAUAGUUAUUUCAAUGGAGAAGUUCCAAUGGACUUUGAAUACAGCUUUGGAGAUGAGGUAUGUAACAUGUUACAUGAUCUACCUGAUAAAUGACUUGGGCCAUGAGGUAAAAUUGUGCAUGAUGCUGUAGGACUGGAUCAUUCAAAAUUAUUGUGCUUGAUAUUAAGUACAGAUUACUUAUUAUAGUAGACUGUUUGGCCAAAUUGUUAAAAGUGAGUGCACUCAACUGUAACCAACGGUCAAGAUUAAAACCUCAGCCCAGUCAAUUUUCUCUAUUCUCGUGUAAAGCAUUGCACCAUAAUAUCCUCUCUAUCCAUUAGUAUUUAGUAAUACCCUAAAAUUAUCAAGGAACUUGAUAAACUGCUAUGGGGUGACCUAUUAUGGACUUGAAUCUCGUACCCAUAUUUGCUUUAUGCCAGAGAAACUGUGAAACUUUUGAAAAGUUGUGCAAUCAGUCUUUUAGAAUUUGCCUUUUCAAUAUUGAUGGAUUACAUGUUAUCCAUUUUCAUUGUUUUCAGUAUGGCCCAAACCAAUAUGGUUUGGUGGUGUAUGGGACAAUAGGCCAUACCCCUGAGCCAGCAGUGCACUAUGUCAAGGAAACUCGCAGUGCUAAACAGAUACUGCAAUACCUAGAUGAUGUGAGGUCAGUUUUCCAACUCAUUCAUGUGCAUAGAGAAAUGAUGAGGUUAUGUGUUUGAAUACUUUAUCUAGAAAUUUACUUUGGCAGAAAUCUUAAAUCUGUUUAAUUUGCUUACCUAUAAGAAUACACAGCUGAUCAUUGGGACUUAAUUGAGUGCUAUCUGGAAUGUAAGAUCUAAUACCAUGUUUAAAAAAAGGCUGUUGUUAAGACAGUAGUUUCUACAUUCUUCAAAAUUUGAUUGUUUUGAUCCUUAUUUUUCCAAAAGAGUUUUUCUCUGUGAAAAAAACAAAAAAACAAAAAACAAAAGAAAGCAUUUGAAAUGAUGAUGAGAUUUUAGCUAAAGCUGUGAUUAGUUUUCCUAAUUUUCUGUGUUUUCAAAGAGAAAAUGAUUUAAUUGUUGUGCAGCUUUUCAUUUUCUGGAUCUUAAGUUAUUGUCAUGAGUAAAAACUAUAAUGUCUUCUCUCUACCUGACCUUUGAAAUGUUAGUUAUUCAUAAGUACCCACUGAAGUGGAGGUAAAUAUUCACCGCUUUCACAACCAUCUAGGUGGAAGAAUUCGGCAUACAUUCUAAAAAAUAUAUUGUAUUUCUCUGUAUUAUUAAAUGGCUGGAAAUAAAACUCCUGACACACAAUUUUGUCUCUUCAGCUGAUUGACAGUGAGUGGUACUAGCUGCUCACUUCCAAUAUAAUAAAUCAGCAUGUGCAAAAAGCACUAUUCACUUGUUUAAUAUACAUCAAUUAUAUUGUUUAAAUCAAUAUAAGGUGCAAAUAAGUAUUGUUUGAAGACCUUAAUUUUUAUUACAUGAAUUAGCUUACUGCCCAUUGUUAAAGGUUUUUUUUUUAAUGCUCUGAUCUAUUAUUCUUAAGAUUUGAAGGUGGAGGUGGUGAAGAAUGCAGUUUGCUGGCUGAGGCUUUGAGCAUUGCUUUACAGGUAUGUCAACUAUUGACCUUAAUAACCUGGUUUAUGUCCUAUAGUUCAAAAUUAACUUUGGUUGUUGUAAUUAUUAACUUAAAUUAUCUGUAAUAUAUCCUCCUAAACAAAAGGUGACACAUACUGUUAGCAAACAAGCAAAAGUAGAAUAAGGUCAAUGUUGUUUUCUUGGGUGUUUCUUUGGUUGAAUUUAAUAAAUUUUAACUUUUUCUUACUUUAAAAGUAUUACUGCUAGGAUCAAAUUUUUAUCCCAUGAAAUUAUAGGGUAUCUUUGAGACUUCAUGAAAGAUUAAAAAUGGUCAUUUCAAUUUUUAAAUAAGUUGUAUAUGCAAAGUGGAUGACUGAUGACUAACUCAACCCAGUUUUAUAUUAGGGGGGUAAGUUUCUGGUGUGUUAGAGUUCUGUGGAUGAAACAUGCUUCAAACAUCAGGGCCCAGUUGUUCAAAGGCCAAUUAGCACUAACCUGGGGUUAAAUUUUUAAUCCAGAUUUCUUUAUUUCUUUGUUCAAAAAUCCUUUUUAAGGAAAAAUCUUCCCUCUAUUACUUUUAGGAAAUCCAAUGAUGAAAUUGCAGGCAAAAAGAUUUGAACUGAACUUUCUCUUAAAGCUUUCAGACCUAAAAUCAAAUUUCACACUAGCCCUGGGUUAUGUAGCUUUGAACAACCCAGGGUCAGCUCUAGGAACUCUUUAUGGUGGCUAAUCACAUCAUCAACUCAGUUCUCAGUUCUUGUUAUUAUGAGUAGAAAUAACUGAAUAGUUAUCUCUGUCAAUAUACCACAAAGACUGUUGAAACUUGGUUAAUCAGUAGUUCUGAACAAAGUGCACUUGCCUAUGAUAGCUUGAUGUUCCCAUGGUAACUCACACUUCUCCAGGCUCUUCUUACUAAUUAAUUUUUAUUACUUUUCUGAGUUUGUAUGUGCUAAAAUAAAAAAGGUCCAGAAGUUGAUCAAACACCAUAAUUGGCCUUUGAAAUCAUUAAGUAGAGGUAUCAUUUGCAAAUACCAAACAGACUGCCAAAGAAGGUUAGAAAAUCCUACUGUCCUAGAGAAGUCUUGAACAGGUUGGUUUCUGUGGCAUCAAAAUUGUCUAGCUCAAAUUGUGGAACACAUCCAGUAGAGUCCUAUGGCAGAGAACCAAACAUUUUUUAUGUAAAUCAGGUUUUCUAUAUAUUUGACUGAAAUUUGACAUUAUCACUUUGCCAACUUACCUAUUUUGAGAUGUUGAAUAUCUCCACAGCAAAAAUAAAUUUUCAUUAACAGUAAACAACAUUUUUCUUCUUGAACAAAUGACUUGUUUAAGUAGGAAAGUUGCAUUAGAUUGAAGAGACUCAAAUUGCAUUAAAGUAGUACUUUUAAGGUGACACAUUAAACUUGUACCAUCAAGUAAAAAUACAGGCACCAACAGAAACUUAAGUUUUAAUUACCACUUUGUUUUUCAACAGAUCUUUGAUGAAAGGACACUCCAGAGAGGUCAACAUAAGUGAGUAUUCUCAUGACUGGUGCUUUCAUAUUUAGACGAAGCUUUGCAUAACAUACCACCUACUUGGUUUGGGUACUGUGCAGUCAAUUUCCAGCCUGACUUAAGGUGACUAGAUGAAGAGGCAGAAGUAGUUACAGGAGAUGGUCAGAGUUGUGUGAAGAUAACCUACAUCUGCUUCACACUUCCAAAAUUAUCAUCAAACCUUUUAUAUUUUGUAGUUUUAUUGAAUAUAUGGAAGGUCAAGAGGAAAUUACACGAAUGAUAUGAGAAAUGGGACCAGCCUGCUCCUGGAACAGACUACUUUCACUAAAGUCUAUGUCUGUGUGCUUUAUAACUUAAAUAAUUGUACAUUUCUAGUAAUGGCUCCUAAGGAAAAAUUUAAUUCCUUUUACCCUCAAUGAUUUGUACAUUUAGGUUGCAUUAGUAUAUAUCUUGGUGUAGUGGUUAUACUAAAAAUGCAGUUGUAAUGUUUAUCAUAUAGAGGGAUUGUACGAAAAAGCUGCAUUGUGGUGAGUAACUCACCUCCCUUUGGACUGCCUAGUCGUGAAUGUGCUGAUGAUUACUUGGAUAAAACUGUGGAACAACUUGCUGAAGAAAUGGGACAAAAGGUAAAAAAAAAACCUGCUUUGUACUUGUUUUGGAACAAUCCACUAUAAAGCAUCGGGAGUAUAAAAAAAUUGUGAGAGUGGUCCUGUUCGGCAACUUUUCCAAUGGAAAUGUAUGUUCAUUCCAUGUAAAUUUCUGUGUGCCUUCCUUUUUCCACUAAAUAAUUGUAAGUUUCAAAGUAAUGUUUCCAAAAAUCUUAAAAAAUGUUUUACAAUGCGAAAAAAAUGAUAAGGUUGUUGGUAGAUCAUCUAAAAUUUGGAUACACCUUGGACUUCCAGGUUAGGAGAAAUUGAUUUUUUCACACAAGGUCUAGACAUCUUAGGGAAAGACCACUACCUUUAACAUGGGAUAGUCAUUAUAAGGCUUGAAUGAUUAAAGAAAGGUGUUUAAACCUUUCUGUUUUUAAUUAACUAACCAACCACUGUUAUACAUGUAGUUUGAAUGUGGUUUUUCCAGUAAUUUUCUCUUUCCUUUCAGUUACUGUCAGUAGCUAUUCUUUGUCACCAAGGGUAGUAUUCCAUGCUGUCGCUUCUCACUGCUGUCCCCAAAUAUCUCUAAUCUUUCCUCCAUUUGUAGGCCUUCUGCCUUCCCACUUACCCUUCCAAUGACAAUUAUAAUUUUCUUCUCUCCUUACACAAGACAAGUCUUGCCUGUUGCAUGUACAUUUAUGUUACUUACAUGAAUAAUGAUUACCAUUUUUUUCUUUCGUAUUUUCAGAAAGGAGUUCAUCUUUCAAUUAUUGCCCCCAGAAAGAUACCUGCACUUCAAAGAGUAUUUGAAAGAGUAAGAAAUUUAAAAGUGGUUUAACCCUUUACAUCUUAAUGUCAGAUGCAUAUUCUCCAUACUUUUCUUUUUAUAUUUCCUAUGUUGAUGACAAGGAGAAUUUGUAUAACAGUUAAGAGCAUCUGUAGUUAGGGAUCAAUUCCUCUAUUUUCAUUCAUGACUUUAUUGUGUGACUCAAGGGUAGUAAGGGUAUUGUAAGAAGAUAUAGGAUGAAAAUAUCUCUUAAGGGUUAGAGGGUUAAAGUCACCUGUCAUCCAUGUAGGUGUCUGUUCAUCGCUUGUUAUCUGAUUGACUAAUGGAAGUUUGUCAGCUGAUUAUUAGCAGGGAGGUAUUGGCUAGCUAUUGGCCAACAGUUGGCUGAUUGGUCACCAGUAGGUGGUGAUGUAUCAGGAAUGUGUUGUUAAGUUGUUGUAGGAUAGCUGGUCCUCGCUUCAAGCACAGUUUUGGAAAGAAAUACUGAAUAUAAUUCCACAUGUGGUAUUAAAUGCUUAUUAUAAUUAAUUUUGUUACAUUAGAUAUCCUGUUUUCAAUAGUGAUAUUUUUUUCUGAUUGCAGUCUCUGACAGUUGAUAGUAAGAGUGUGCUUUCAAAAGAUUACUCCAAAGACCCUAACCAUCUAGUAUGCAUUCAGGGCCUUGAUUUGCCAGGUUUGUUUGAUUUAAUUAUUUCAUUAUUACUAUGAUUUUCCACUGAGAAGUAGGGCACAUCUCUGCUUUUAUGGUGUCUGUUAAGUUGCUUUUGAUGGAGCUUUUGUAGACUUUCCAAUUUUUCAUUUGUUUCAAUCUGCUGGUCAGACUGUUUUGUCUGUGAUGGAGUGUUUCCCCUCCAAGAACUCACAGAACUGGUUCUAGCCAAAUUGGUCCUUUCCUUCUUAAGUUUUCAUGCUUUUGUACAGACUCAUUUUGAACUUUGGCAGCUCUUUUACAUAUUGUAAUUUGUGUAUAAUUGAGUUUGAUUGCUUGUUUUCAUUUUGUUCAAAACCAGUCACCUGUAACAAUGAUUCACAAGCUGAAACAGUAAAGAAUAGUGCAUUUAUGGUUGAAACCAAUCUGAAGCCUGUGCCAACACCAUCACAGAUGAUUAACAAUGGUAUGCAUGUGCUCAUCUAAAUUGUCGAUAUUUUGUAUAGGAAGCAGUUUUAAAAUUCUCAGGAGAAGUCUCUUUGGUGUUAGAUUUAUCCUUUAAUUUACCAUCAGUAUGAAAUGGUUGAUGCCAUCGUUGUGUCUAGUGUGUAAAGUUUCAAGCAUAUCUUUUCUUUUAAAUGGUACAGAUUGGUAUGAUAAUUGAACUGUACUUCUUCUCUAAAUCAAGGAAAAAGUGAACCACCAAAUGUAUGAAAGACUUUUAAUUUUAAACUUGUCCAUUGACCAAUGCUCACAUUCUACUUAUGCUGUGGCUUGCUUACAAUGUAGUUGACUUUGACCCUGUCUGUGCCCCCAAUAACAGCUUUGUUCUAUGAUUAUUAAAUCUCAAAAGCUUUGGAAUGUGUUAAUAAUGAUAAUUGAUUAAUAUCUGAUGAAAUGAUAAUUGACAACUAUUAUUUAUUAUUACUUCCUCAAGGGAAAGAAAGUCCAGAGAAAUCCAUAAAAACCAAAAAAAUUUUACAGCGACAACUUUCUGAAGUUAAAAUUCAGCAGCCAACAACAGAUAGCAAUUUAUCAGUGAGUAUGUCUCUCAGGAACUGAAACAAAUCAGUAAACCACAAAUCAAACCAAAAUGGAAAAAAAAAACUUUAAAUAAAUACAUGUAUUGCUGAAAUUGAAACAUAAUUUGAACUGGGAACAGCAUUUGUACUUUGAGUAUUGUACAAACUUACCUUUGUACCUUCACCCCAAGUGAGAUUAUUGCCUGUGUUUUUUUCCUCAGAUGCCAACAGUAAAUAUGUUGGAUUCUGCAGCAUCUUCCCUUUCAAGCUCAUCAGCAGCACAACAAGCCAAAAAAAUCUUGGAAAUAGCCAAACGACAACAAAGUCGUAAGUUCAUCAUUGGUAAUGUGCAAAAAUCCCUCCAUAAGAUUCCCAUUAUUGAAUGCAUGGCCCCCAUUAGGCUAUUUAGGUUUAUUCAGAUGGAUUAAUAGUGUCCAAAUUUUACAUUAUACUAUUGUGCUGAAAAUUUUUUAACAAAAUUCCAUCAGCUGGCAAAAAAUAUUAAAAAAUUAUACCUCUGAAGUGAUGAAUUUUUUUCUCAAUUUUGGAAAAUACUUGUCACAUCCUUCUGUAUUUGAACUACAGAAAGAAUUGUCUUGUGUUGGAUAAUCCAUCCACCAUGAUGCCUUAAUUGCCAGAGGCAAAUUCAGUGAAACAACUCUCUUGAAUCUCCCUACUUAUUAAUCUCAUCAGCAAUUGAUUAGGGUAGAGAAGGUGUUUGAUGUCUGUAAUUAAUAAGGCUGGAAAUUCCCAGCAGCCCCUGUGAUGCAAUACAAUGGCCUGAGACUAACUUCAAAGGGAUAUCCUUGUAACAACCUAGCAGUCUACACCUCUGGACACUCUCUUCCAUCACAUUUAAUUAUUUUAUUUAGUGACAUCUCACAGCUGUUCAUAAUUCACCCAUUUCCUCGAUUACACAAUUCACAGCUCAAGGAUGCGGUAUCCCCAACUAUACAUACAUUGUACAUGGUGCUGUUUACUUCUGAUACAAUUAUGUCUGAAUUUAAAUUUGUUAAUGCUAUUGACCAUCAUAUGUACCUUGUACAUUACUUUAAUCUUUGUGUGGAAUGGAUUCCUGUUUUUUUAAAGAAGGGUCAUCUUCAUGUGCAAUGUCACUAUAGUGGAAUCAUUAUUAUACAUAAUUUUAAAAAAAAUGUUGUUUUCACUAUAGAACCCAACCCAACUCCUAACAGUGGACAGCCAGCUAAUAAAAUGGCAGAUGGGAUGAAAGUCCCACCAGGAAAUUGGGCACCAAAUCCCACCCCAUCCCCCAGACCAACCCCUACUCCUGUACCUGCAACCCAAGAAAACCAAGUUGCUCAGAGAGCUCUAGUCUGGACAGGGAAUUUGGAAUGGCAGGAUACAGUAAGUGUCACAUAGAGGCAGUUUGAUUGACUGAUUCAGUUUUUUCUGAAUAAAGCAUUUACCUGAGUCAUCUUCUUAUAUUUGGGACAAUGACAGCUCAGAACCAUUAACUAAGUUGUUCAUUUUCUCUUUGUUUCAAGCAAUCAGGCUCUUGAUUUUACGAAAUAACUCAGCAAAUUUUUAGCAAUAAGUACCUUACUGAAAUCCAGAAACUGCAUGAAAAUGUUAACAGCAGCAUCCAUUAUUUGAUUAGAUUCGUGACCCAGCUGGCCCCCAGCAGAAAAUAACUAGAUCUUUGGCAUGUCAUGCAUCUGUUGUUCCAGGAGACACCAUGUAAGUAUUAAUCCAUACAACCACAACAAUAUUUUAGCUGCAAGUGAAGGAUGUGGGGUAUUUUAAAUCUUUUCUACAGAUUUCAGCUACAAAGGAGCAUUAGAUAAGGAACAACUGCCAACAGUUACUCCCCAUUCCCUCUUUAGUCUAAUUUUUUUCAUGAAAUAAACUAGUUUUUUUUUAAAAAUGCGAUGUAACUGUCAGUUUAUGAUUAGCCAAAGUCCUUGAUGUUGAGAUCUUAUGCAACAAAGCUUGUUUUUUGUGAGAUGACAUGUUUUUCUCUACUUUUAUUAAUGAUGGCUCUUGACUUAUGAGUGCAAGGAAACAUGUCUUAGAAAUAGGAUUUCUUGCAUACCAAGUACUCUAGGCCACAAUAUUUCAACAAGCGUAAAGAUUUUUUAACCUGUUUCCAGCUGGAGAUAGAUAUUAAUUAUUGUGAGUACUCUGCUGAGAUUCACAAACACUGAACUCCAAAAUAAUUAUUCUGCUAUUGUUCGUCAUUUGUCUCUUUAUUUAUUUUGGUUUUUUUGUUCAUACAGUAAAGCUAACAACUGGCCACCAAAGCUGAUCAUGCAGCUCAUUCCUCAAAACCUACUGGUAAGGUUGAACUGGACAUGCCAGACUCAGUUAUGAUUUAUUCUUGUGUUGUCACUUGCAUGAAAUUAACAUGUUAUGUUUGAGGAGUUUCUCUGAGAUUCAUUUUUUGAGGAAAAACUGAAAUAGAUAAUUACUGAUAAAAGAAGGCUUUGUUUACUUUUCAUUUGUGCUUGUCUGACCAAAAAGCAGCAGUAACAAAAUCUCUUGUUUUGUCAUUUUGCAGUCAACCUUAGGACCACUCCUGCAGAAUUCCAAGACAGUGGCUUUCCAUUUUGCACCAAAUGAUCAAGAAUCCUUGAAAGCACUUUACAGGGUCAUGGCUUCCCAUGGCAUCAAGUUUGUAAGUGUCUGUGCCUUACCAGUGCAGUGCUCUACCAACUGAGCUUACAAGCCAACUGGCAGCUGGUCUCUAUGUUGUUUUGUAAUAAACCCCUGAAGUGAUGAAUCAAUGACUGUCAAAAUAUGAAAAUCAUGUAUGUGAACUGCAGAUUAAGAAAUAAAUACGACAGUGAUCUUCGCUGUAAUGAACACUACAUAAGCGGUAGUGACAGUAAAGCCUAAAAAAAUGAAGAGAACAGAGACUAGAACAGAGUAUGACAAACUGCACAAGAGGAUGAGAAAGUUUUUGAACAUCCAUAUGAAGACCCUUGAUAGAUGGAUAGGUUUGAAACAUCAUGAGUUCAGAGUAUUUUAAUAGUAAGAAUCAUGUUUUAUCUAUUCCAGGCUGGCUGUGUGCACUUUCCCCCUGUUCCACAAUGUGAUGUCAAAGUCCUUCUGUUAAUUUUCAGUCCAAAAAAGCGUGCCUUUGUUGGUUUAAUUCCUGUUGAGCAGGUAUGUAAACAUGGUAAUUAGCAACAGUUUUUUAUGUCUAGAUAGGUAUUGUGUAUAGAUCUUUCCGUACCUUAUUUCACAAAUUUGGAUUCUGUCUUAACUGUCAAAAUUCAUAUCAUCUAUCAGAUAAAUCAUCUAUCAGAUAAACACCAUCAGAUGGGAAUAUGUUGUACUACCUGUGUGUUUGCUAAUUAUGUGCAACUGGAAUAAUUUUCUUUUUUCUUUUCAUUUCAGAACACACUUUUCUUUACUUGAUAAACUACAUUAUUUAGUUUUCUUCCAAAGUUAUACAUGACCCAUUUCAGUCAAACUGAGAAAAUCUGAAUGUUUGAACAUUCUUGUAUUGUGACCAAUCAUGUUGGUGGUCAGGACACAGAAACAACCCCAAAAAACUACAAGCUUUAAUGUUUAUUCACGCCUCAUGGACCUUUUUUCAUUUGCACUAGACUUUCCAAAAUUUCUGGUUUUCAUGGGUUUUUGAGUCUUACAAUAAUGUACAUGUGUAUCUAAUAUCAUUAUGAACAUAUUAAUGGUUAUUAUGCAGCCACGCACUUGACAUUAUUAAAUUCUUUUAUUUUCCAAAGGCAAACUUUGUUGAUGGAAUACGAGUAAGUAUGAAACUUUAAACUCUUAAUGUUGAGAGCUCUUUGAACUCUUUGAGGUCUUAUUGAGUAUUGUCUGAUGUGUGAUUUCUGUUUCAGACUGUGGUUCAAAAGUACAAAACAGAUCAAGUCGCAAGGGUAUGUGUAUAAUAUGAUGGGUAUGAUGCUCUGCUUCACAUGCUGCGAGCUCAGCUAUUAACAUGUGAUGUUACGUAAUAAGAGACAUAUUCAGAAUAAAACAUUCCUUUGUCCAUGUGGAUUGUUUAAUAGCUUAACAGUUUCUGAGUAGCAUGUACACAUGUAGCAGGCAAGAGCCAUUAAUAAUUAUUGUUAACAAAGAAACUAGGAUUGGAAAAUUAAUUGUUGUGAAAUUUGUCAGUGAUUAUUGGCCAAGGAAAUUUUGUUUUUCAGGGAAAAGUCAGGGACGGGUCAGGGAAUUUCAAAAUCCUAUGACAAUUGCCCCAUGUUUUUUUUUUUUUUAAUUCUACUGAGUAAGUGUCCACAAACUGUUCUGACUAGUGUGCUUUGGACUCCAGAUUACAAUUCAGCGGCAGCGAUUUUUGCUUCAACAACAGCAACAGUUGAGGCAGCAACAACAACAGCAACAACAACAACAACAACAACAACAACAACAACAGCAACAGCAACCUCAACCACAACAGCAGACUCCACAGCAGGCAGGCUUUGCUGCUCCUGGGAUACCUCAGGGGCAGGUAUGAUGAGCAUGUAAUUUGUCUCUUGUUGAUGCAGAGUUACUUCUCUAACACUAAGUGGAGGGCAAAGGAAAUUGUUGCAGGAUUCAGAAUGUUGGGGAAAUAACAAAGGGAUUCCAUCUGUCUUUGAUUUUGUUUGAACUGUUUCUGUGCUGGUUAUUUCGCCAGAUUUUGUUGGGUUUUUCUUCAUUAUCUGUUCAUUAUACAUUAUUACACCAUUCAUUGCAAAAUUUGUAUCAUAAAAGAACAUGAAAGUUUUGGAGAAUGUAAUUGGACAGAAGAUGUGGGCUGAUUAAAUUGGCUACUUUGGACUUAAGUGAGAAACAUCUACAAACCAUCAGAAAGGUUGCCAGACCACUGAGGGAGAAACUUCAACUGACUUUAUCAAAAGUCUCGAACGUCCUAUUAUUUUUACCCAAUCUUUCAUGGAUUAAUGCUACUACAGUUCUUUGUUUCUUUCCUUGAUUUAGACUUCAAGAAAAUUCCCCAUUAGUUCAGAAUAAGUUGUUACUCUUUUAUUUUUUCAAUAGGCUAACUUGGCCUCAUUAAAUGCUCUUGGAAAAACCCAUACUGUAAUUUCGGUUUUACGUACCUGUAAUUAAAAAACGAACUCGGUGACCCCUACUUAUUCUUGGGUUUCCACUGUAUUUCUUUUUAUUUCCUAAUUUUUUUUUCUUUGUGUUUCCUGAAAACAAUUCUGAUGUAGGCUUGGAACCAACUUAACGUUUUAAAUGUGGCCUUUUACGCACUCUGCGAAAUUUUUAAUCUCUGCAGGAAAAUAAGACUUCAGAUACGGACACUCGGUACUAAACAGACACAAACCUAAGUUCCAGAGUUUUCCUUUCAGUUUUCUGUUAAAUUUUCUGUGCUUGUGUUGGGUGGACACCUCACCUGACCAGAACGAACCAUUAUCUUUUGACAUAUGAAACCUUUGUUGCGCAGAUAGCUUAGUAUGAAGUGUGAGUUUUGUCUUUCUCCUUUUACAGUCUAAGAGCAAUUUUCCCCGUUUGAAUAUUCAUUUCCUGUCGCUCUAUCUGUACACGAAAAGCCCAUAUUUGAGAGUCAAUUGCACACUGUUUAUGCUUGGUUUAGCAUAUGACUGUUUGUAAUCUACCAAGCGUUUAUUAAGCAGAUAUUUUGUGUAGGUGUACGCAAGUUUGAAUAGCAGGGCUGUCCUCGUUGUAAAAGUCACUUUGCUGUCAGUCAUUCUUUAAUGCUUGAAUUUGCCCUUAUUCAGUUUCCACAACAACAGUCUCAAGUUUCCCAGCAACCUUUGCUGAAUCCUGUUGGGAACACAUUGAUAACAAGUACAACUGCGGGUUUAGGUCAAAACCCAGAAGGAUUGGCGACUAGUACUCAGACUUCUGUGGCGCCCAAUAUAGGGCUGUCAUUUAGUGGUGUGGGCACAGGGACCCACAACAUGCCUGUACCGAUGGAUCAACAAGACAAUCCUGCUGUAAGUACAAACUGUACUGCAUUAGAAGCAUUGACGGUUACAAUAGAUCUUACUCAAUUUAGUUAAUUUCUGAAGAUAUAUUGAAUUGAUCUGUUGUACUUAACUUUACACAUCUAGGAACCUUUAAGGUGAUAAUUGUGUUUUUAACUUUUUAAGAAGGCGGCAUUGGCUUUCUUUGAGGAGGCUUGUAUCCCCAUGGGCUGUCGAAAAGUGUUUACCGAUCGUAGAGUUUUUAUGUUCAGCAAUACGUUGAUGAGGGUGUCGAGCUGUCAAGCCGACGUAAUCUGAAAAACAAUGAUCCACCGAGCUUAUGCUCUUUCCUCAAUGACUGAAGCCUUCGAUCAAGAAUGCACUAGACUACGUUCCAUCUUUACCCCACCUGAUUAUCCCUUGGCAAUGAUUAAUUCUUCCAUUACCAAAACCAUUCAGAGCUUUUCAUUUGGUAUGAGAGAGAAAACAUGGAAGACAGCAGCGUUGUGAGAGUGAGUUUGCCCUUCAAAGAUGAAACAUCAGCUAUCGCAGCUAAAAGACAAAUGCGUGAUCUCAGUCAAGGUUGUCACUACACUACAACCUGUGUUUAUCAGCGCAAAAUUGUAAGAAGACCUCAAGCCCAGAGAAAUCAACCCUACAAUCGUAAAUCAACAAUGCGUUGUUUACUCUUUUGCAUGUGAUCUGUGUGAUUCAGAUUACGUCGGCUUUACAGCUCGACACCUUCAUCAACGUAUUGUUGAACAUAAAAACUCUGCGAUCGGUAAACACUUUUCGACUGCCCACGGGGAUACAAACCUCCUCAAAGAAAGCCAUUUAUGCAUUCUAAAAAAGUGCCAAGGAAAAUUUGACUGUCUUGUCUAUGAGAUCCUUUUCAUCGAGCAGCGCAAUCCUUGUCUCAACGCGCAGACUGAUUCCAUUCGCGAAAAACUCUUUGUUUUAAAGAAUAUUCCAUUACCUAUUGUCUUUUUAGUAUUUACACAUUUUUUUUUUAUCUUUCACUCUUUGACUUGAUAAUGACGUCAGUCAAACGUCGAAACGACCUCAACAUAUUUUUAAUAUGCCUUUACGAAAUGUUUUGCCGCAAUUUUUUAUCGUUAAAUGUUUUAAAACACCGCUUCUUUUCCGUAUAAUUAUGUUUUUAUAUUUCAUCAAAUGAAAGUAAGCAUGCGAUUUUUGUUGUGCAGUGAAGAUCUAUUCACCCCAGUUCUCCACGCCUCCUUUUCCCCCCUCCCCCUUGCCUGUCUCUUCCUCGACUUAACUUGCAUGACGCACUUUGGAAACUUCAAUCUGUUUACUUUGCCUCAUUUCAUACAGACGUUUCCACUUUAGCAUGGUAAUCAACCUUGUUUUUAGGUGGAAAUGUAAUGAGUGCAUUUUGAUUGGUUACUUAUGUGUUUUACUUCAGCUAUUGCAGACUCUCAAACUGUUACAACAACAGCAACAGCAACUGCAACAACAGUCGCAGCAACAACAGCAGCAGCAACUGCAACAACAGUCGCAGCAACUUACGCCUCAACAACAACAACUGUUACUGCGAAGGCAGCAACUUCAACAGGUAAGCUUUGCUUGUAUGCUCUUCAACUGGUCAAGCACGGUUUCAAUGAUUCCUACCAUCAAAAGCCAGAAACAAAAUAAACGAACGAGUUGAUUAGUGAAUGUGAUCGAAGUUUCUGUGGGCAUUUGGUUGCUUGGUUUUUUAGUCACUGAAUAUACUCACAGAAAUCGUGUUCUAUUAUUGUCAGGCGGUACCCUAAGAGGAUACGAUAGGGGAUGUAUAUAGUCCUUUGCGUUUGCAAAAUUAAGUGAUUUACGUUAUGCGUGAAAAUUGUACAAUUCUUCGCCUACGGGUGUACGCAUUGCGGACCUCCUCUCUUCUUUGCAUCCGUAUUCUCCAUACUGGGAAAUUUGUACAUUUCCCAAGGUGCUGACAAGGACACUUUGUUUAACAAUCAAGAAUUUCUUUCGUUGGUGAUCAUUUCCUUUAUUCCAAUAUUAUAAGGAUAAUUUAUAUGCUAGCCUCUUAGGGGUCCAAAGUGUUAAGAAGGGGCAGGAGUACAAAAGCUGGUUUGGAUCAAAAUUAGGAAGAUUUUUUGGAUAAUUAUCGUGUGGAUUGUUGAUGACAGGACAGUUUUGUCGGGGCUUGUUUCUACCGUGGAGUAGUAUACUAGUUUAGGCUGAUGGCACGUGACUUUUUUUGAAUAGUUGCAGCAGCAGCAACAACAACAACAACAACAACAACAACAACAACAACAACAGCAACAACAACAACAGCAACAACAGCAGCAGACCUUUCCAACACAGGAUAACCAGGUGCAACAGAUGCAAACAAGUCAAGGAAUACCGUCACAGCUUCGGCACCUCUUACAGUCACAGGCAAACCAAGCUUCAGCCCAGCAACAAGGGCUAGCGAGUUCGCAGCCUGGAAUAACCCAGCAGCAAUGGCAGCUACUACAGCUUCAGCAGCAACGAUCACAACCAGCUGUACAGAUGCCACUUGGUCAGGUGUGUAAUCAAAUACUCGAUACAAUUAAUGUGUGCAUAAGGAAAACUUUUGGUGAAACUUUGAAACAGCCGAGUUCCCCAACUGUUGGUCGUUUGUCGACCAAACGUCUGUGGGUAAAAAACGCCGCAUUUUGUUGUUAUAGAAACGAACAACGUUUCCAUCUGUUGUUGCUGAGGAACAACACUAUUAGAGUCGUUACUCAAACAUAUUUAAAUUCUGACCACAUGAUUGAUUUCUGUGCAGUCAGUCCUCAUGAUUUUGAUAGAAACCAACACCGCUUUAGUGAUGACGUUUCUCUAGUUUACGAAACGUCUGUGAGUACAAAACGAGUACAUACCAAACAAACAACGCAUCAUUUUGUCGUUAGAAACGAACAACGCUUUGAGAGUCGUUACUCGAACAUAUUUCUUUUCUGAUCGUCAUGUUCAUGGUGUUGUUGAUGAUGGGACAGUGCGAGUUGCUGGGAGGUGACUCGCAAAGGAUAUUCUGAGUUUGAUUAGCUAGUGAGAGUGCCCCAUUAGCGCUAUCCCCUGUUUUUGUACAUUCGGAUAUUCAACAGCUGGUGAUGUGUCGGUGAUGCCAAAACACUUACCUUAAAAGCUGUUUCGCACAUAUUGCUUAAAACUGCUCUAGAAAUAUUUGGUCUUAGAAUAAGAUUGAAAACUCUUGGUGGCCGUUUCAAUUUGUAACUUGUCGAUAGUCUGUCGGUAAGCCGUCAGUGGAAAGUUGACCAAUUUGCGUUGGAAAUCACUUGUUCUCUAGAUUCCCGUGUCCAAUUAUACGUUCUUCAUUUCAAUCGAUCGAAUCGAUACAUACUCGACCGAUAAACGAUAUUAUCAGACAACUACAAGCGCCAAAUCGGCCGCUUUAUUCAAACGAAAAGGCUAAAAGGUUGUAAACUAUUUUGGCUGAAGAUAAUUUGGUUUCAUCAACUGAGUUCACGAUGUAAAUUGGCCACCGUUAGGACUUUCUAAGCUGCGGUUUGAAGCGUUAGCCCAUCGUUAGAGCGAAGGCCAAUGCUCACAACAUCAGCUUAUAAAAUCCCUUCCGGUGAAUUAUCUUUUUAUAAUCCGUAUAAAUUGUCUUUUUAUACACCCCCCCAGUUUCGUUAUUACUCUCCUUAUUUAUCCCAGUCAUUCUACGUGGAUGUCAAAUUUUUAAAUUGGAUGAAUGGAAUUCAUACAGAGACAAUCACUUCGGUGUGAACGACAAUAAAUAAAUCCUUUAUGUCUUUAUUAGGUGCAGAUGACUCAGGCGCAAAUGGUUCAGACCCCCAUGUCUCAAGGUCAGGUGUCACAGGCUCAGUUGCAAGUUCACCAACAGCAGCAGUUGGCGCAGUCGCAGUCUAAUUAUCUUCCUGAUAACAUAAGCUUUAUCGACAUGAUGCGGCAAUGAGUUUAGAGUUGGGAAAAAUUAAGCUGUUGGAAUGUUGAUGAAUCUAACGUAUGGGUUUUAAUUGCAUAGAACUCGUUAUCCAUAAUUCAAUAGCUAACUUUGUGUUGUUUAUUUAUGUUGGCAUUAUUCUGUGUGCCAUUAUUUGUAAAGGACUUCAGUAACAUAACAUGUAAAAUGGAAAAACUGUGGUACUAGUAGCAGAUUACGAAUUUCCACGAUUAACUCUAAAGGCUGUUAGAUGCCACAAGUCGUAGGCUAACCUAUAUCAUCUGCUAAGCACAUAACCGCAAGUCAUAUGCUAACCACAAGUCAUUUGCAUCAAUCGCAUGACUAAUGUUCAAAAAUUUGUCACAUUGGAUGAACAAAUUAUCGAGUAAUGAUAAAUUAUUAACUAAGGUUGCGAUAGGUCGGGUUACCUAUUUGUUAAUGUUGAAGGAGUACGUGUAUAUGAUGAAGUGUUCAGCCUAAAGGUCACCAAUCAUCACUAAUACAUGUACACUGACUGGUCAUUACGAAGUGGUUACCUUACUUAGUAGACUCGAUCCUUUGUUAAUGUAGGAUGUAAUGUAUUUCCGGACCAAUUAAAGGCUUAAAGGAAAAAGCUAGAGUUAGUCACCCCGGCAGAGGCCGUAAUCAAAUAGUUAAAGCUGAGGUAUGCUGCGGAAACCAUGUAUUUCUCUAUCUAUGCCAUUG
Pocillopora meandrina is the source of this 17878-nucleotide messenger RNA. NCBI's taxonomy places the organism in Eukaryota, Metazoa, Cnidaria, Anthozoa, Scleractinia, Pocilloporidae. The record is from the annotation of a GenBank genome assembly.